This is a messenger RNA of Tetranychus urticae (two-spotted spider mite), 768 nucleotides long. RefSeq names its product large ribosomal subunit protein eL19. The record is from RefSeq and is a predicted model, not a curated record. Gene Ontology annotation, biological process: translation. Gene Ontology annotation, molecular function: structural constituent of ribosome; RNA binding. Gene Ontology annotation, cellular component: cytosolic large ribosomal subunit; ribosome. NCBI's taxonomy places the organism in Eukaryota, Metazoa, Arthropoda, Arachnida, Trombidiformes, Tetranychidae.
GGCUGUUGCUUGGAUACUGCGCCCGGAAAAGGAAGCUUCAUUUUCUUCUUACAAUUUCGUGUUGGUUGUUUUUAACCAAAAAGUAAUUUUGUUAAGUUAUUUUGAUUGUUAGUUUGGCCCUUUUGUAACCAUGAGUUCUCUUAGACUCCAAAAGAGACUUGCAGCCAAGGUGCUGAAAUGUGGUAUCCAUAAAGUUUGGUUGGAUCCUAAUGAAUCAAGUGAACUUGGAAACGCUAAUUCAAGAGCCCACAUCCGUAAAUUGAUUAAAGAUGGUUUAAUUAUUAGGAAACCAAUUGCUGUCCAUUCUAGAGCAAGAGUACGAGCUAAUACUGAAGCAAGAAGGAAGGGUCGACACACCGGUCCCGGUAAAAGAAAGGGUACAGCCAAUGCUCGUAUGCCAACAAAGGUUUUAUGGAUUCGUAGGAUGAGAGUUCUUAGACGUUUAUUGAAAAAAUAUCGAACUAAUAAGAAGAUAGAUUCUCAUCUUUAUCAUACAUUAUACCGUAAAGCUAAGGGUAAUGUAUUUAAAAACAAGAGAGUUUUGAUGGAAACCAUUCACAAGAUGAAGGCUGAGAAAUUACGAAGCAAGCAACUUGCCGAUGCCGCUGAAGCCAGAAGAGUACGAGCCAAGGAAGCUAGAAGGAGACGGGAAGAGAGAUUACAACAAAAGAAACAAGAACAAUAUGCCCAGUAAAAUUCUUUUGAUGAAUGUAAUAAAGUUAAUGUAACUAUAUACCGGUGAAUUACAUUCUUGUUUUAUUUUUUUAA